Molecule: messenger RNA, 1895 nt
Organism: Papaver somniferum (opium poppy)
Lineage: Eukaryota; Viridiplantae; Streptophyta; Magnoliopsida; Ranunculales; Papaveraceae
Exons: 6
Coding region: 90-1895 (601 amino acids)
Source: RefSeq, a predicted model, not a curated record
AGACAUAGAUGUUAGUGAAAGACCAGAGUGUAUUUGGAAGAAAAGUUCUACAUAUUUAGGGAUUCAGAGAUAGUGGUGAUACAGUGAAGAUGAGGUACAAACCGGGAUUGAAACAGUCUGAAUCAAGUCAGUUCAAAUUUAGGAAUAUCAGUGUAUAUGCGGAGCCAAAGAAUAAGACUUUGGUAUUUCCUGAUUGCCAUAGAGAUGAAACAGAGUUGAUGACACUUAAGUAUAUGGUGUAUAAGGGUUUGUCUAUGGAUGUUAAAGAGAAGUUUAAUUUAUAUUGGUUUAAGGAAGAAUGUCUGCCACUGCCAUUGUUAAACAAUGAUGAUUUUGAUAAUUUUUGGGAGGAUUCUUUUGUAAAUGAGGAUGGAUGUAUAUGUUUGUGGAUGGGAAUGAAAGACACAGUGUUUGGGACUCCAAAGACUACACCAAAGAAGAAGACAGUUAGUAAGGGAACCACCCCUAGAAGAUCCCCAAGGCUAAAUAGUGUGGAUAAAUCAGUUGAAGGUGCAUCAAGAAAGUUGAGUUUCAUGGAUGUGCCCAUGUCCAAACAUUCUCAGGCUAGUAGCAGUGGUUGCAGUAAGGAUGUGGAUGAAAGACCUGCUUACAUGGAUGACUUUGAUGAUGAUUUUGGUCAGUACAUGAAGGGUGAGCAUGAUGUAGAUCUUUUCCUUGAAGAAGAAGUUUUUACUCCAGUAGAUCCUAGCAAAAUGGAGGUAAAAACUAGAUUUGCAAAUAAGGAAGAAUUUAAGAAACAUCUCAGGGGUUAUUGUGUUCUUAAUAAGUGUCAAUAUAAUUUGGAUAGAAGUGCUCCCUCUAGAAUUAAGGCUGAGUGUAGGUUUAAAACAGAACAUGAUUGUCCUUGGUUUGUGUAUGCUAGCAAGAAAGAGGGUGAGAAGACUUUUGUUCUUAGGAAAGUGAAUUUGGAACAUAAGUGUGAAGGGGAUCCCCAAAAUAGGAAUAGAUCUGCUGAUCCUCAUUUUGUAAAGGAUUUUGUUCUUGAUCAGAUGAAGAAUAAGCCUAAAAAAGUUGUUCCAGACCCUUAUAAAAUCAAGGAAGACUUCUUAGCUGAAAAGAGAGUAAAUAUACCAUAUCAGUGUGCAUGGAAGGCUAGGAAUCUAGUUUUAGAGUCAUUAUAUGGGAACUAUAAAGAAAGUUACAAUGAAGUACCAGCAUUCUGCAAGAUGUUUACUAAAUGCAAUGAUGGGUCUGUUGCUAAGUUCACUUUUGACACAGUGAAUAACACCUUUGAAAGCAUGAAACUCUCAUUUGAACCUGCAAUGAGGGGUUGGCGAAAAGCAUGCAGGGGAGUUAUAGGGCUUGAUGCCUGCCAUCUAACAGGGGAAUAUGGGGGAGUAUUGAUGGCUGCAACUGCACUUGAUGGACAGAAUGGGUUAGUAAUGUUAGGAAUUAUGGUAUGCAGAGCUGAAACAAAGGAAAAUUGGAUCAUUUUUUUGAAGCAUUUGAAGGAUGCAAUAUUAGCACAUCCAGUGAAAGUGGCUUUCAUUUCCGAUAGGAAAAAAGGUUUAUUGGAAGCUGUUGGUAUAGUGUUCCCUGGCCAUCACCACAGAUACUGUUGGAGACAUUUAUACAAAAAUUUCAAGAAGGAUUACAAGGGUCUUGAAUUAUACAGUUCUUUAUGGAAUGCAGCAAAAGCAUACAAAGAAAAGCAUUUUCAGGAACAUUUUGACAAUAUUGUGAAACAGAGUGCUGCAGCUGGUGCUUAUCUCAGUAGAGAAGAUCCUGCUACAUGGUCCAGGGCCUUUUUUAACCCUAUUCACUGUUGUGAACAUAUGAACAACAAUUUUUCAGAGUCUUUUAACAAUAUGAUCAACAAGAUAAGAAAUAAACCAAUUAUAAUGAUAGGAAUAAUAAAAUGUUGGAAUUUGUGA